AUGGGAAUUUCUGAGAGCAGCGACAAAGUUUUCAGCUCCGAUAUCCUUCGUCUAGAACUUUCAGGACCCAAUCAACCACACCUUACGCUUGUGGAUCUGCCAGGAUUAUUUCAAGCUGGUAGCCGCUCCCAGUCAGACGAAGACGCCAAGACAGUCAAGACACUUGUACUUUCCUACAUGAAGAAUCCACGCAGCAUCAUACUCGCCGUUGUAUCCGCCAAGAACGACUUCAAUAAUCAAUCGAUCACAAAACAUUCACGUGAGAUUGAUCCAACGGGCCGCCGUACCCUUGGGUUGAUCACAAAGCCGGAUACGCUUUAUGAGGGAUCUGAUAGUGAGAAAUUUUACCUGGAGCUGGCGCAGAAUAAAGAAGUGAAGUUCCGCCUGGGUUGGCAUGUGCUUCGCAACAGGGACUUCACGACUAAGGACUCAACUACAGAAGAGCGCGACCGAAUUGAAGCAUCAUUCUUCGAAAAAGGGAUCUGGAGGUCACUUUCGGCUGAUCAAACCGGUAUCCACAGCCUAAAGCCGAGGCUGAGCAAGAUUCUCAAAGAUCAUAUCGUAGCGCAACUACCAGAUGUACUCGUGCAGAUCAAGGACGGCAUUCAAGAAUGUACAGCAAGAUUGGACACUUUGGGUGCGCCAAGAGCCACUGCCCAAGAACAGCGACGGUAUCUGCUCCAGGUUAGCCAGUCGUUCAGCACUCUUAUCAAAGCUGCUGUGGAUGGACAAUAUCUUGAUCCUUUCUUCGGUGACGCUUCCACAAAUGAAGGAUAUCAAAAGCGUCUACGAGCGGUUCUCCAGAAUACACUAACAGCGUUUGCAGCCGACAUGCGCAGGAAGGGCCAUACCUUUACAAUUCUGGACGAAGGCCCGACCGACCCACCUCAUCGGAUAUCCCGUAAGGACUACAUCUCGAAAGUCACUAAACUUCUGGAACGAAGCAGAGGUCGAGAGCUUCCCGGUACGUUCGACCCACUUAUCAUUGGGCACUUGUUCCACGAACAGCGAAAGCCUUGGGCAGGCCUUGUCAAUCAGUGUCUGGAUAUAGUCCUUCACGCUGUUCGCUUCCUUGCGCGCAAAGCUCUCGCGCACGUUUGUGACGAAGCCAGUCUCGCUGGCAUACUAAGGCGGUUUGUCUACGUCAGAUUGGAAAGGCUUACCUCUGAGCUUUGUGACAAAGUAGCGGAGCUACUAAAACCUCAUGAUUCUGGCCACCCAAUCACGUACAACCAUUACCUCACGGAGAGUGUACAGAAAGCACAAAGUGCACGUCGGACAAAAGAGAUCAGAAAAUCUUUAGAGGGACUUUUUGGCGAUCAUUUCGCUGCAGGUGGCGUUCAACUGUUCGAGAUGGACGUGGAUGUCUUGAUCAAUGCCCUCGUUUCGAAGACUGAAGCUGACAUGAAUACUUACGCUAGCUCCACUGCUACAGAUUUCAUGGAGGCUUACUACAAAGUUGCGCAAAAGAAGAUCAUCGAUGACUUCAGUGUCCUUGCCGUCGAAGCACGACUCAUCCAAGAACUCCCCACCCUGUUUUCCCCGGCGGAUGUUAUUGAUAUCGACGAUGUCACAGUGGCCAACCUGGCAUCAGAGAGCGAGGAAUCGUCAAGGGAGAGAACGCGUUGUAGCGAGAAGCUCAAGAUUCUGGAACACGGGCACAAAGCUCUCCAAGGUGUCCAGGACAUCUCGCCACUUCAAAAAGAUACCGAACGAAUCCCCGCAGAGUACAGUAUAGAAUUCGACAAUGAGAAUGGAAGCUCGGAGCUGGAGCUGGAACUGGAACCGGAACCAGAGCCAGAACCAGAACCAGAACCAUAA
Alternaria arborescens is the source of this 1821-nucleotide messenger RNA. RefSeq lists its product as hypothetical. The record is from RefSeq and is a predicted model, not a curated record. The transcript has 3 exons. Bases 1 to 1821 code for a protein of 606 amino acids. Gene Ontology annotation, cellular component: cytoplasm; microtubule; membrane. Lineage: Eukaryota; Fungi; Ascomycota; Dothideomycetes; Pleosporales; Pleosporaceae. Gene Ontology annotation, molecular function: GTPase activity; microtubule binding; GTP binding.